Messenger RNA from Tarenaya hassleriana, 4450 nucleotides. RefSeq names its product myosin-2 heavy chain-like. The transcript has 7 exons. The coding region runs from base 168 to 4169 and encodes 1333 amino acids. The record is from RefSeq and is a predicted model, not a curated record. NCBI's taxonomy places the organism in Eukaryota, Viridiplantae, Streptophyta, Magnoliopsida, Brassicales, Cleomaceae.
UUUCCCCUCGUCAUCAUCAUCUUCUCUUUUUCAUUUUUUCUUUUCGAUUUCGGAGAAAAUUCAACGAAGAAGCAGGAGGAGGAGGAGGAGGAAAACGGAGUACAUCGGAAUCGGAUUCAGCUGCAGUUGAAGAGCAAAUUUAGUUGGUACUGUCGUCACAUCAGAGCAUGGAAGAAGCAACACAAGUGAGUUCCGAGAUCCCUGUGGCGGUGAAAGGAGCCUCUGAGGAACCGAAUACUGUUGAUGUUCCUGUUAAGACUGCAAAUGGAGAACUGCCCAAGGAAGAGAGAGUUCUGGGUAAAGAAGACAAAGAUACAACGCUUGAUGGGGAAUUCAUAAAAGUUGAGAAGGAAGCCACUGAUGCCAAGGACGAGUCGGACAAAGCAGAGCAUGCUCCUGCACAAGAGCAAAGGAAAGAAGUUUCACUUGACAGGAGUUCAAGUGGUUCACAAAGAGAAUUACGUGAAUCACAGGAGAAGGUGAAAGAGCUGGAACUCGAACUGGAAAGAGUAGCAGGAGAACUGAAACGAUAUGAUUCUGAAAAUGCCCGGUUGACAAAUGAGAUUUUGUCUAGUAGAGAGAAGUUCGAAGAAAUUAAAAAGAAGCAGGAAGAACUCGAAGUUGUCAACAAGAAGCUGCAGGAACAGAUCGUGGAAGCGGAAGAGAAACAUAGCUCACAGCUGAAGGCUCUGGAAAGCGCUUUGCAGUCUCAAGACGCCAAACAUAAGGAACUAACGGAAGUUAAGGAAGCAUUUGAUGGGUUAGGCAUUGAGCUUGAGAACUCGAGGAAAAGGAUGCUAGAGUUGGAGGAAGCAAUGAGUCAUUCAGCUGAGGCGGCACAGAAAUUUGAGGAGCUGCAUAAGCAAAGUGCUUCUCACGCUGAGUCUGAGACGCAAAGGGCUUCGGAAUUUGAACGGUUGCUUGAAUUGACAAAAGAAACCGCAAAAGAGAUGGAAGACAAAAUGUUGUGUCUGCAGCAAGAACUCAAGGAGUUGCAAGAGAAGAUUACUGAGAAUGAAAAGGUGGAAGCAGCACUGAAGAACACUACAGGAGAAUUAGCUGCCGUUCAAGAGGAGAUGGCAAUUUUAAAACCUCAGCUGCUUGAGACAGAACACAAAAUGUCUUCAAAAGAAGCUCUCAUUGAUGAAUUGACCCAGGAACUUGAGCAGAAGAAGGCUUCUGAGUCUCAGUUCAGAGAAGAGUUAUCAGCUCUUGAGCAUUUCUCUGCUCAAACCAAAGAUCUUCAGGCUAAAGUCUCUGAAUUGGAAGACAUAAACACAAAGCUCAAGGAAGAACUCAAGGAGAAAGACUUGCUAGAUUCUUUAUUGAAAGACUAUGAAGAACAGCUCAGAACUGCAAAUGAGAAAUUGACUGAGGCGUUGAAAGAAAAAGAAGAGCUUGAAGUAGCAGUGGGAGACCUCACAAGUAAUGCAGCAAAACUGAAGGAGAUCUGCGGGGAACUAGAAGAAAAACUGAAGAUUUCAUAUGAGAAUUUCUCUAAAACAGAUGCUCUUCUUUCUCAAGCUUUGUCUAACAAUUCUGAGCUUGAACAAAAGCUGAAAUCAGUGGAGGAACUUCAUAUUGAAUCUGGAGCUGCAACUGCAGCUGCUAGACAAAAGAAUCUUGAGCUUGAGGGUAUAGUUCAGUCUUCAAAUCAAGCAGCGGAAGAAGCUAAAUCGAAACUGAAAGAGCUGGAGACACGGUUCAUCGCAGCCGAACAGAAGAAUGUAGAGCUUGAGCAACAACUGAACCUAUUGGAUUUAAAAAGCAGUGACACAGAAAGAGAACUGAACGAAUCUUCUAAGAAAGUAUCUGAACUAAAAGCUGCUCUGGAAGUGGCCGAGGAGGCAAAGAUUCGGGUGGCUGGUCAACUGCAGGAAUACCAAAAGAAAAUUACCGAGCUGGAAUCUUCUUUGAAUCACUCAUCAGCAAGAAAUUCAGAGCUUGAAGAAGAAGUGAGAAUUGCUUUGCAGAAAGGUGCAGAACAUGACGACCGGGUCAAUAUGAAUCACCAGCGCAGCCUUGAACUAGAAGGUCUGUUUCAGACAUCGCAGUCAAAAUUAGAUGAUGCAGAGGGAAAAGUGAAGGAGUUAGAGUUGCUAAUCCAAACAGAAAGGAUUAGAAUUCAGGAGCUUGAGGAGCAGAUUAGCUCGCUGGAGAAGAAAUGCAAUGAAACUGAAGCAGAUUCAAAAGGGUUCUUGGAUCAGGUGGCUGAGAUUCAGUCCGGACUAGAGGAAUCACAAGCAAGGAACUCAAGUCUUGAAGCUGCUUUAAAAAUUUCCAAUGAGAAAGGGAGAGAAUUGACGGAAAAUCUGAAUGCGGUGAUGGACGAGAGAAAGAAGUUAGAAGAUGUGGUUAAUGAGUACAGUGAGAAGAUUGUGGGGUCUGAAGAUCUGUUAGGUGUUCUCAGGAGCGAAUUGAGUGUCACACUAGAAAAGUUGGAGAGCACUGAGAAUGAUCUGAAAGCUUCUGGUAUAAGGGAAAGUGAGGUAAUGGAGACGCUUAAGUCAGCUGAAGAGAGACUUGAGCAGCAAGCAAGAGAAUUGGAUCAAGCCACAUCAAGAGCCACGGAACUUGAAGCUUUGCAUCAAUCUGUAAGUAGAGAUUCAGAGCUUAAACUUCAGAAGGCAAUGGAGGAUUACACUAGCAGAGAUUCAGAGGCCAAGUCAUUGUCUGAGAAAUUGAAAGAUCUCGAGGACAAAAUAGUAUUAUACAAAGAACAGUUGGCUGAAGCAUCUGGGAAAUCUUCUGAUUUGAAAGAAGAACUCGAUCGAACAUUGGAAAAACUCUCCUCUGCAGAGACUGCUAAUGAAGAACUCAAAACCGAGAUUGUCCAGGCACUAGACAAAGCUUCACUGUCAUCCUCGGACAAUGAAUUACUGGCAGAGACAAACAACCAGCUCAAGAUCAAGAUUCAAGAGCUUCAGGAUUUGCUGGAUUCCGGUGCUUCUGAGAAGGACACUGCAAUGAAACAGUUGCAAGAAACAACCGAGAGGUUCAAUCAGAAAGAAACAGAGGCAAGGGAUUUGAUCGAGAAAGUAAAAGCACUUGAAGGUCAUAUUGAGGAGUACAAGAAAAAUAUUCAUGAAGCAUCAGAGAUAGCUGAAACAAGAAGCGUGGAGCUAGAGGAAGCUUUGUCGAAACUGAAGAAUCUCGAAGCUGUUGUAGAAGAGCUCGGAGCCAAAUGUGUCGGUUUAGAGAAAGAAAGCGGGGCUUUGGCCGAGACGAAUUUAAAGCUGAACCAGGAAGUAGCCAGUCAUAGUUCAGAGGCCAGCGAGCUGCGAUCAAAACUUACUGACAUUGAAGCUGAGAAGGACCAAACAGCCAAAGAUCUUGAAGCUUCAAAGACAAACAUAGAAGAUUUGACAAAACAGCUUGUUUCAGAAGGAGAGAGAUUACAAUCCCAGAUUUCUUCACUCAUGGAAGAGAACAGCCAACUCAACGAGGUGCAUCAAAGCACCAAGAAUGAACUCCAAUCAGUGAUUGCACAGCUCGGAGAACAAUUCGAAACACAGAAGUCUAGCAUGGAUGGUCUAGUAGCUGAAAUUGAUAAGCUUAAAGCUGAGGCUUCUGAAAAGCAAGUGCUGCAGUCACAUCUAGAAGAACUCAAGAAACAAUUGACAGUAGUAGAAUCUCAGUUAAAAGAAGAGGUUGAAAAUGUAAGAGCUGCCGCUUCAAUGAAGGAGGCAGAGUUAACAUCUAAGCUGCAGGAACAUGAAAAUAAGGCCAGCGAGAGAGACACUCUCCACGAGAAAGUGCUCCAACUUCAAAAAGAGCUUCAACUUGCUUCGACUUCCGCUUCUGAACAGAAAGAAGCGCAUACCCGAAAGCAGACAGAGCAGGAGGCAGCCUUAAAGCAAACUCAGGAAGAGCUCGAAGCAAAGAAGAAGGAAGUCGUCCAGCUCGAAUCAGUCCUCAAAGAACUUGAACAGAAAGUAAAGGAUGUAGAUUCUAAAUCUAAGGGACUCAAGGUGGUGGAAACCGAACUGAAAAGCAAAGUGGAAGUGAAAUCUCGAGACAUCGGAUCAGCGAUACCGUCUUCGUCUUCUUCUUCGGGCAAGACUACUACACAGAUGGCUGAAACCUCACCUCUUGCCACAAUCAAGAUUGUGUUUGGAGUUGCUCUGGUUUCCAUCCUCAUUGGUGUAAUUCUGGGGAAGAAAUAUUAGGGUUUUGGAAGAAUGGGUUUGGUGUUUAUAUGAAGAACUCUCCUUCUUUCUCUGUUUUGGGUUUUGAUCAUACCUUUCUCAACGGAAGCAAUGCUUGUAUAUGCUUCUUUUCUCUGCAAGCAUUGUCUCCGGGUUUUUUUAUUUUUCCAAUUUUGUUUUGUUUUGUUUUUGUGUCGGGGGUUUUGUUUUUACCAUCCCUUGCUUGUAUGCCAAGCAUUGUCCAGAUGUUGUGCUCAAAGGCUUUUUAUUUAUUGAUUCUGGUGGGUUUGGUUAUAUAUAUA